Molecule: messenger RNA, 6614 nt
Organism: Pezoporus flaviventris
Lineage: Eukaryota; Metazoa; Chordata; Aves; Psittaciformes; Psittacidae
Gene: SYNE3
Product: spectrin repeat containing nuclear envelope family member 3
Exons: 18
Coding region: 2497-5352 (951 amino acids)
Biological process (GO): nuclear migration
Cellular component (GO): nuclear outer membrane; cytoplasm; meiotic nuclear membrane microtubule tethering complex
Molecular function (GO): actin filament binding
Source: RefSeq, a predicted model, not a curated record
AGCAAACAUCUGGUGAGUCAUGGGAGCAUUGUUUGCUACAAGCUAGCUGUCAGGGAGUGUAGUCUGACAAAGCUGAUGGGCUCUAUAAAAACAGCUUUCCCUUACACCCAGUGUUGUUGCCAUGUGCUUCAUGAAUCAUCAGAUCCAGAGUCCUAUCAAAGUCCUAAGGAAGGCAGAAUUAAUAACCAUUUACGGUGCAGUACUGUGGUGCUUGCCCCUCUUCUUGUGUUCCAUCUUUUGCUAGUUCCAGUUCUUUCCUUCAGCUUUGUAUUCCAUUGCUCCUCCUUUCCCUCCCAUCCUGGUCAAGACUUUUACUGUGCUUCCACGUCUGCUCCUGGUGCAUAUGUCCUCUGUGGCCUUCAUGCACUGACCUUGUUGAAAAGAGAGUGUCUAACUUUUCCACUUGUGACACACAUUUCUGUGUGUCCCUCCAGUUAUCUGUGGCUCCCAAAGACUCCUGAGAACCUCCGUGUACACUAGUGGAUGCUCAGCCUUAGGAUGUGGCUGUACCUGCAUCUACAUGCCUUUGAAGAGCAAUACUGAUGCCUGAGGGCAGACCUAGCACCUGCUUUGCCACUUCAAAAGCUAACUAGACUUCAUCUUUUAGCAUAGCUUCUGUUAGAAACAAGGUUUAUACCAUCUCUUACUUUGUGUUCGCACAUGCAUUUUAGUAUUUGUUGUUUAAAUGUUGUUUUAUUGUCAAUGCCCAAUUUCAGCUGUGUGUGAUGUAAGGAGAACAGCUCCAACAUAAUAAAGUUCUUGCAGAUUUUGUAGAAACAGACUAAAGGGGAAAAGCAGGUCUGCAGUCAGACACUUGCCAGUUUUCUCCAGGUUUUUGCUUAGUGACUGAGUGAUACAUUCGUAUGUGACUGCCUCCACUUGGCAACAAGAUAUUUGGUGUAAAUGAAGUUGUAAAGAGAAAAGGAAAAUGAUUUUUGGGGUGAAUACGUCUGAACUGUAAUCUCUCUCAAAACUUAAAAGAUGAUAAAUAACUGAUUGGAUACAUUGCAUUCUGAACAUGAAAACAGAAAAAUCUUAGUAUAGUUAAGUAUAGACAUUUAAUCAACAAAGGAACACAGUUCUGUAGGAGGUCUGAUUUCCUGAGUUGUGCUGGUCACAAAGCACUUUGUUUUUAUGGCUCUGCAUCUCCAGGGCACAGCUCCUGUCUUUGUUGUGCCAGGCACACAUUUGUGCAAGUACAGCAGGGAUAUGAUCUCAGCUGGUGUCUUUAUAUCUAUUUUAUUUUCACAAAAUUGGGCAACAGUUUCAAGACUUACUGAAUGUCAUCAUAUAAGCAUAAUUCCCUUGAAACUAAGUGAUCACCACCCUUGCUCGGAAUAAUGCAUUCCUUGAUGUGGCUGGUAGAGCAAAUCCCAGAUAAUCUAUAACAAUGACAAAAUAUUGGAUUUUCGUUUUGUUUUGUUUUUAAACUAUUAGUCCUUGUCAAUUGUAGAUGGGGUGUUGUGGCACAUCUACGACCUUCUUGGCAAACUUGUUCUACUAUGUAUGCAGGUGAGAUGGUGCCCUUAGAAAGGGUCCCUUUACAACUGCAUCUUGUGUGCUCACUGAAGGAUUGUGGGCUAAGUGUGAAUCCUGGCACUUCAGACAUAUGAAAGGAAAAAGCCACAUGGUAAUAGGAAAAAUUCUUGAGCUUCAGAGAUGUUAACAGAGGGUGUAACUGGCAAAGGAGGUUUUUUUUACUUGGCAUGGUUAUAUGAAGACAAAGGUAUUGAGGCAUCCAAGAUCAACAGGAACAAAUACCAGGUUCCUCAAUACCACUCUGAGUCUGGCUAAAAACCUCCCCACUGUCUUUGGAGUGUAGGCAGCAAAAUACCUCUACUCUUCAAGGAAAAUAUCUCUAAAGGUAGUGCUUACUGAUGGUCAGUAAUAUCUCAGCUUCCUCGGGCUUCAUUUGAGUGCAGUUCCGUGAAAUUAAAAAUAAAAAGCAGGUGUCCAGUGUCUCUUUUGGUCACGUGGGUUUGCUCUGCAACCAAACAAAUGGUAGGAUGUGUGCCUUUAGUUAAUAUUGAUUACAUAGAAGUACUCUGAAAUGGCACAAGAAAAGCUGAAAGUAUUUAAAACUCAGUGUUUAAACUUCAGAACACACCCUGAUAUUGAUUAGUGAUAGGCUCCAAACUAUGCAUCCUAGAAUUUGAUAAAGUUUUGGUCUGAAAUACAAUUCUGUUGCCUGUAGCUGACACUGGCAUAUGCAUUGAGGAAGGUAGAAUUUCUUGCAACAAUUUUUCCUGAAUAGCUGUGGUACUGUUAGUGUUGACUUAUAUAUAAUUUUGUUCUUCGGUUUGAAAACUUGCUUUUUUUGUUUGUUCUCUAGUGUUUGACUGCUUAGGACAUAGUAAUCAGAUUUUUUUAUAAAGUAGAUUCUUUUUAAAUGAAAGUGGAGAUCUUUACGUAAGAAGAUCGCUGUACACACUCUUCUCCAGAGCUGGAGCUUCAGGUUGGUCCUUGCCUUCCAGGAGAAUUGCUUCUUCAAAUGCAAUGACUCAGCAGCUACAGGAUGAAUUUGACAGUAGUGUGGAGAAUGCAGAAGCGUGGAUGAAGGCCAUCCAAGAGAGACUGAGUAUCAAUGACAACACCAAGGGACCUCGAUCUGCCCUAGAAGCCAGAUUGAGAGAGACUGAGAAAAUACGUGCACUGGAACCUGAAGGCAGCUUGAAAAUUGACUUGAUUCUUGUGAAGGCAGAUGCUGCCCUUCACAGGAUCAGUGAGGAUAAGAAGCAUGAGAUACUGUCUAAACUGAAAGACAUUAAAGCUUUGUGGGAAGAGACAGCCAUAUAUAUUACUCACUGUCACAGCCGUAUUGAGUGGGUGUGGCUGCACUGGAAUGAAUACCUGAAAGCCCAAGAUGAGUUUUACACAUGGAUUCACAACAUGAGUGUGACCUUGGAGCCUGACAUUGAGUUGCAGCUUGGCUUAAAGGAGAAGCAGUGGCAGCUGAGCCACGCUCAGGUUCUGCUGAAUGAUGUCUUAAAUCAGUCAGUCCUGCUGGAAAGACUGCUAGAGGAAGCUGCUUCCUUGUUCAGCAGGAUAGGUGACUCCAGUGUUGAUGAGGAUGUUCAGAAGAAAAUGAAGAUGGAAUAUGAAAAAAUCAGGGAGCAAGCUGAGAACAGAGUGAACCUGCUUAAAAAGAUAACCAAGGAACAUGAGCAGUACAACGCUAAUGUCAACUGGUUUCAAUCAUGGCUGAAUGGUGUGACGGAAAGAUUAAACUCCUGCAUUGGAGAAGCAACCGAGUAUUCGGCAGAGGACAAGUUAAAGGCACUGAAGGAAAUUGCCAAAAACAUUAGGAGCGGUGGAAAGAAAUUAGACCAACUUGAAAAUGAGUGUGCAAAUGUGACUGAGAAUACCUCCCCACUUGGAGCUGAGAGAAUGAAGGAUGAACUUGAAAUGCUAAGAAAAGCCUUGGAGAAGUUGAAAUUGCUGCAUAGUGAGGAGGAGGAGAGAUUGCUCAAGAUCCAGGAGUCAGAAAGCGCCUAUGAGUCCCAAGCCAGACAGUUAGAAGAAGACAUCAAGGUGUUGAGAAAAUAUCUACAGAAAUUAGAAAAUCACCUAGAGCCUGGGGAAGGGGAAAAGACUGAAGAUGAGUUUGUAACCCUGUGGAGAAAAUGCAAUGCAACAAGAGCAGCUCUGGCUGCUGAAGAGUCCAAUGUCGAGAGACUGAAGGCUCAGCUUAAGGAACUGCUACGGUUUUCCCAAGAUGUGCAGCCACACACUGAGAGUGUUGUCUCUGCAAUACAGCAGUAUCAAAGUGUUAGAGGCAAGACAUCUAAAAUGAGCACUGAUACAGAAACUGAACUGAGAAGACUCUUCCAAAAUCCCCUGCUAGAUUUUGAACGGUGGAAGCCAUCAGUCCAGAUGCUCCUGGAGACUCCAGAGCCAGCACUGGCUUGCAUUGAGGCUGGUCUAGCUGAAAGCUCCCGCUUCAAAGAGAAGUUCAUGACAUUACAGCUGAAGAAGGAUUUACUAAACAAUGUCCUUGGUGAGGAAAAAGCAAAGACUUUCCUGCAAGAAGUAGCUGAAGCUUCAAAGAAGAGAGAAAUUAUACAUGAAAGUCUGAUGCAGAGCAAGAAGACAAUCCAGCACUUUGAUGCUGGUUUCGCACCUUUGCAGAAGAAAUUAUCUGCCAUUAAAGCUAAGUUGGAUCUAGAGAAGGAACUGAAACCUGACCUCCUGGGUAAAAAGACACAACUCCAGAGACUUCAGAUGAUCCAAGAUGACUUGGCAGAGCUUGUGGCACAAAUGGAGGAGGUAGAGAAGCUUGUUCGGUCAAAUACCACCCACAAGCAUAAAAUGAACCAACUUUCAUCUGACUCCCAGGCCCUGAAGAUAGCACUGAAGAUGAUGAUACAACGGAGUGAAGAGCGCAUUCAGAAGCACUAUGCAUAUAAAGACAAACUCUCUGACCUUCAGCAGUGGAUCAUACUAACAACGGAGAUGAUUGAGCCCUACCAGGGUGCUGAAGGAGACCAGAACACUGAGGGCCAGGUGGCAGACCUUAAGAAAUGGCUAGCUGACUUACCAGAUAAGGAGCUCCAGCUGUGCCUUGUGAAAGCUUAUGGAAAACUAGUCAUGGAGAAUUCUUCCCCAGAGGAGACUGCCCAUGUCCAGGCAGAGCUGGAUCAGCUGGAGGAAUCAUGGAGACUGCUGAAGGAGAUGGAAACUCGUCUUCUCAAGAAGUGGCAGUUAAGUAAACCAGUGGUUGAUAAUAAGAAGAAAAUAGAAUUUGCAGACACUAGAUGGAUGUCUGGACCUGUGUUCCAUCAUUCAGGUGUAGAUCCCAACCAUAAGCAGGAGAGGAUUGAAGAAGGGCAACAUACAAGCAGCUACUUGAAGCUUCUACAAGAAUUUGAAGAGUGGUUACAAGGAGAAAAAAAGAAACUGACCAAAAUUCUUGAUGUGGCUUCAUCUUCCACAGAGGAAAUUAAAGCACGCAAGAGCAAACUGGAGGAGCUGCAGUCUCGCGUGCCUGAUGGUCAGCAUCUCUUUGAGGAGCUUCUUCAUAGUCAGCCUGUCACUGAAUAUUCUGAAGAUCUGGAGGACCUCCGUUACCAGUGGAUGCUCUACAAAUCUAUACUGAAAGAGUCCAUGAGUACCCUGAGUCCUGGAACUUCUGAAGAACCAGACAGAUUCAGAAAGAAGUGCUCUGGAGGUGUGUGCUCAUUCCUGCAUCGAGUGUGCUGGGCAGCACUACCAUUGCAACUGCUCCUCUUGCUCCUCCUGCUCCUGGCCUUCCUCCUGCCCCUGGCAGAGGAGGCCCACAGCUGCUCUCUGGCCAACAACUUUGCUCGGUCCUUCCACCUGAUGCUGAGACACAAGGGCCCACCUCCAACCUAACUUCUUGGCAUGGCACAAGGUGACUGUCAGAAAUACAGACUUUUCAACAAUUGCAAGUGUUGCAAUUUCAGGGCUUCUAACAAGACCAUCAUAUCAACUGGGUAGGUCAUAUAAAUGCAACAUAAAAUUAGUCCACUUUAAUCAGGUAUAUGAGCAAAAUUAAUAUUUUUGCAAUAUUUUAUUAUAUUUAUAAUGUGUAUAUAGAGAUUGUGUAAGUAUGUACAUAUCUAUAUGUAUAACAAAAUGCAUAUAUCUGUGGUCAAACUAACAUCCACCAUUCACUCAUCCACUGUUUAAGGAUAAUCCUGCAAUGUUUCUGUUUCUACCACCUUUCAGCAAGGAAUACUGAAAGAUGGUUUUGUUUUGGGGGCUUUGGGGUGAUUUUAAAAGUCAGAUUCUUGUUUACAACUGAAGUCAGAGCAGGUAUGAGAAGAUGUGGACAUGCACCAGAGUGCAAACUGGAGAGCAGGCAUAGUAGAAUAAUGUUUGAAUACAGUGGUUGACAUUCAGCCCAAGGAAAAUUGGAGCUAUUCUAUUUGAAAUCUUGGGCUGGGGUUCGUUUGGGGUUUUUUUCAGUAUCAGGAUGCAGGGACUGCAGGAGGUAAUGGAAAUGUUUCUACUGACUUCAGUAAGAGUGGGGGUGGGCCUCCUCUUGUUCAUAUUUUUUACCAGAUUUCUUUCCCAAUUACUGUGUUCUCCAGCCCACCUGAAUCAGCAGAGGUAGACUACAGUAGAAAUAAAGCAAAGAAAAAAGUAUAUAUAUAUAUAUAUUUAGCAUCUCUAUAGCAGAAGAACUUUUAAAAAUCAGGUCAUAAUUUUCUGAACAAAUUUGUGAGCACUGAACAAAACCUUGUGUCAGUGAUCUUUAUAAAAAGCAGUGGGUUUGGUUGUGUUUUUUUUGUUUGUGGGAUUUUGUGGUUUGGUUUGUUGGGGUUGUUUUGCAUUGUGAAGAGGCAUUUCAUAGUGGAUCAUGAAGCCUGAACAGUGGGAUGCAGCCUGGCUCAGUGUCAGCAGAGCAGAAGUUGGAAGUACUUUAAUAAUACUGCCCUGUAAACAAGAUUCCUUCCUAGGAUGUUUUUUAGUGUUAAUGGUUUGUUAAACUAAUAUAAACUGAUUGUAUCAAAGACAGUCAAGCAUAGAUUUCUAUAUAGCCUAAGAUGAUGACAACUUGCCAUUUAUUUACCUAAGCUUAUGCCUGAUCUAUCAAAUUUUUGAAUAUACAUUUUAAGAUUGCCUUUAAUUUUAAAGCAAUUCUCACUGUA